Giardia duodenalis is the source of this 273-nucleotide messenger RNA. Its product is annotated as Ribosomal protein L36e. Gene Ontology annotation, cellular component: cytosolic large ribosomal subunit; ribosome. The transcript has a single exon. The record is from RefSeq and is a predicted model, not a curated record. Lineage: Eukaryota; Fornicata; Diplomonadida; Hexamitidae. Gene Ontology annotation, molecular function: structural constituent of ribosome. Gene Ontology annotation, biological process: cytoplasmic translation. The coding region runs from base 1 to 273 and encodes 90 amino acids.
AUGCCAGGCAAAGUAUUCAACCUGAAGAAGGGCGGCGCAGUAGUUCGCAUUGUCCGCAAGAAGGAGGAGCGCAAGACUAAGCCUCAUCAGGAGUUCGUCAAGAGCAUCAUUCAGGAGUGCACGGGAAUGGCGCCCUACGAAAUGCACAUUAUAGAGCUCCUGCGAAUGAAUAAGGACCGCCACGCGCUCCGCUAUGCAAAGAAGAGGCUUGGGAACAUCAAGCGCGCGAAGGCUAAGCGCGAUCAGCUCUCGGUCUACGCUAGGAACAUCUAG